Messenger RNA from Tetrahymena thermophila SB210, 1011 nucleotides. RefSeq names its product glycerophosphodiester phosphodiesterase. The record is from RefSeq and is a predicted model, not a curated record. Lineage: Eukaryota; Ciliophora; Oligohymenophorea; Hymenostomatida; Tetrahymenidae. Gene Ontology annotation, molecular function: glycerophosphodiester phosphodiesterase activity. The transcript has 2 exons. Gene Ontology annotation, biological process: glycerophospholipid catabolic process.
AUGAUAAUGUAUAUUUUAGGCGCUUUAACAGUUUAUUGGGCAACUUCUUACUUUUUUUUAAAGAAUCCUCAGAUUUUGAAAAAGAAGAAGAGUUGGAAAUCUCCAUUACUUAGCAAGGCAUUAAACAAAGAGUAGGUUUUACAUAUAGCACACAGAGGUGGAUCUAGAUACAAAGUAGAAAAUACUAUUGAGAGUUUUGAGAAUGGUUUAAAAGAAGGAACAAAUGUAUUAGAAUUAGAUGUUUGUAUGACAAAAGAUAAACAAAUUAUAGUAAUUCAUGAUGAUAAUUUAAAAAGAAUGUGCGGAGUAAACAAGUUAACAGAAGAAUUUGAUUACAAAGAUUUACCCAAAUUCUAAGAAGAAAUCCAUCUUGAUUUUAGUGUUGGUGGAAAGGUUUAUUCAAAAGAUUAUAAAAAUCCAUAUAUUCCUACUUUAGAUGAAGUCUUUACAAGAUUUCCAGGAGUUCACAUGAAUAUUGAAAUCAAAACACCAAAUGAAGAGUUCAUUUAAAUGAUGAAUAAGUUAAUCAUAAAGCAUAAUAGAGAAGAUAUCACCAUUUGGGGAUGCAAAAACCCUGAAAUGUCUCGUAGAUUGAAAGAAGUUAAUCCAAAUAUUAAUAGGUUCUUCUCUCUAGGAGGUCUAAAAGACUUGGUCAUUAAGUACUUCACAGGUUUGCUUCCGUUCAGUGAAAUUUAAGAAGAAUCUUUGCAAAUUCCUAUUUUUAAUAGAGAGCACUAUGAAUGGAAGAAGUUGGAGUCCAAGGGAUUUAUGUAACAUUUGGCUUGCAGAGUCUAUUUUUUAGCAAUUAGACUUUUAUUAAGCUCAUUUAUUGCCAAACCUUUGUUUGAACACUUAAGACAGAGAGGAAUUCUUGUCAUAUUUUGGGUGAUGAACAAUCGUGAAAUGUUUGAAGAAUGCCUCUAAUUCAGUGGAUGUGUUGGAAUUAUGACUGACGAACCUGCUUUACUAACAUAAUUUUUAAAAGAAAAAACUGUUUACAAGAAAGAUUGA